CACCAAAUUUUAAAUUAUGAUUUAAACUGGAUAAAAUAACAUAAUCAGAGACUGACUGGUCUGAAAACCCAAGCUGUACUGCGUAGGAACAGAUAAUUAAAGCUAGUGUUAGAUCAGCCUUGGUACUCAACAAAAGUGACUGCGAAUACCCUUGUUUGGAUAUGGCACUCUAUUCGGAGGCACUCAUAUGUUUCGUACUAAGCAAACGUUCUGAAUAAUUACAGGAUGCUGAUAAACAAAACAAUUUAUAGAAGACAGACAUAUUUAAACAGCAGAUAGUGUUUACUGCGGGGAUAGUAGUUUAUAAAUCUAUUGUCGCGCACUUAUUAACAAUCGAGAUAUUGUGAAACAAAAUUGACAUUAAGUGGUAUUUUUCAUUGCAAACAGACACAAAAAUUUAAAAGUUGUUUAGGAUGGCAUGGCGUCUAGAAAGUGCUCAAAGGAUUUGUAUGUAUCGCCACAUCGUACAAAAAUCCCAGAUGUUUUUGUUAUUCAGGACUACUCUACCUCGCCCCCGAAUUCCUCUGGUGUACAGGGUCAUCUAUCCCCGUCCUAUGGCGGAUACCUUUCUCCUGACUGUAACUCGUCAGUUUACACGAGGUCAAACAGUACCGUGUCAUCCAUAUUUGAUUUGUCGUUUGAAAGUGAGCAACUUGACCGCUCUCUUAGAGCAAACGAUGCAUUCGCUGUGUCAAAGAUUUUACAAGUGCAUUAUGGGAAGUUCCCAAUUAAUUUCCGGAAUCAAAGUCCUUGGGACAGACACAGUGUUGAUACAAGAGGCAGACGACCGAGUUCAAGAUCGCAAGAUCAAGAUGUGUUCAUCCGGAGACAGCAGCCGUCAUUUUUGGGGGACGGUUUUGACAGACGUGAAAGUGUUACUCCGGAAUGUGAUAUACCAGAUAUAUUUAGGACAUCUCUCCAUGUCGCUAUUUUACACAAUUCACUAGAAGUUAUUGAAGUAUUACUGAAACACGGCAUUGAUCCAAAUGAGCCUCGUUCUAGUUUGAUUAACUCAGAGAGACGUCUUUCAUCUUUUUUGUCCGAUGGUAACAAAUUUAGACCUGACUGUGUUAUUGAAGAAUCAUUCGAACAGUGUAAUUCUGAAGACAACUUAGUGAACAAAACAUCUUCUGAUAACUUCACCCUUACUGUACCCGUCCAGAUUACCCUACCAGUCCCACCUGUACCUAUUGUCCCUCCUGUCCCUCCUAUUGAAACAACCAGGAAACAGAGUACUGCAUCACAUGAUACUGUAAAGCCAAGGGCAUCCUUUGCAAUAUCACUUGACAAUGAAAUAUGUUACACAACGGAAGAACUAUUUAACCUUCCGCCAUUGUUUAUAGCUAUACAAGAAAAACGAGACAUUGCGGUGAUAUUCCUAUUACAAUAUGGUGCUGAUCCAAAUGUUCAGGACAGAGCAGGAAACACCCCGUUGCAUGUAGCAGCAACAGAUUCAUGUUAUGAUCCUAAUAUUUGCAAAGUAUUACUACGCCAUGGUGCUAGAACGAGGCAAAGUAAUAAACAUGGACAGGCACCGCUGGAUUUCCGCCAGGGUUUGUACGAUAUGCAAAUCGGUGUCAUUAAAGAGAUGUUGUCAGGAAAAAGUAGUACCAUCAGUCUUGAUAAAUGUCUGGAAGCAAAUAAACAAGGGAAGAGAAUAUCGCUAUCCAGUUCUGCAGAUUCUGGAUCGAGAAACACGAGCCGAUCUGGAAGUAUCAAGAAACGCUUUUUCAAACGAAGUGAUAUGCGAGAGAAAGAGAAAGUGGCACGUGAACGACGCAGAUUGGAAAGCACGUCUACAGGAACAGAUAUGUUUUCCGACCACUCCAAUGCCAGCUCGUACAGAAGUACCUGUAGCAGAAGUAGGAUACAGUCCAUGGCCGUUACAGAGGACAUUGACAUGGAAGUUCACUUGCAAGUUCCUGUCUUAUAUAAUGAACGAAGUAGCUGCAGUGAAGUUAGUAUCGGCAGGAGUGUGGUUGGCAGCUAUGACAAAAGUAUAAGCAGCGGCAAGAGCGCUGGAAGCGGCAUGUCUCUUCGACGUGGGGAGAAAACCAAGCACCGGAAUAGCUGCGCCCCCGACGGUGCGGACCGGUCCUCAAUUGACGACACCGAGAAGUCCCUGAAGGCUUUGAUCAAGCUAGCAGGGAACCCGGAAUGUGUGUCGUCCCUGGUUGAAGGUCUUGGUAACUUCAUGAAAUCGGUGUUGGCACUCACGGAGCACGCAGAGUCAACAGCUGUAGAAAAUGCCAUCAGCCAGUUGUUUAAUACCAUUAUUCAGACUAUAUAUGAACUGCUCAAAGAAACAAAACAACCGGAAGACAGAUUAAACAGCUUUUACGACCUCUCCAAACUUUUGAUCAUCGGCUUCGAGCUGCUGAAAGGCAAGCAGAGCCUCCAUUUCACAGCGCUAUGUACUAUAAAUAGAAUCAUCGAUAUUUGUGUUGUUUAUAAAAAUUACGAGGUUAGUGCAUUGACUAAAAGCGCAGAACAAGUUUCUACGAGCGAUUUGUAUCGAGGAUCCAGUCCAAAGCGGAAGGGAAGCCAUAAUACUACAGAUGAAAAUACUGCGCUCAAUCGCCAUUUUUCAUUAACUAAACGUGAACGGCGGAUGAGUCACGAUGUGCACUCAAAGGGGGACUUACAUGAACGGCAUACAGACGACAGGGAAGAUUCAAAAUCGAGCAAUACAUCAAACUGCACGCAGGUGCAUAGAACACCUCUUGAAAUUCUCACUUCCUGUGACCCCAGUCAGAUUCUCAGUAUUUUACAUAAUAAUAUCACCAUGCAUAAACGAAUUAUUGGAACUCGUCAAAAGUGCACACCCAGUACAAGAUGGCGGCAGUGUACUCAUCAUUGUUUACAAAUAUUUAGUGCCCGGAUAUUAACAGUUAUGUGUCACGGACAAAAUGUCCAACAUAAGUUAGUGAACGACGGCCAUGCCAAGACAUUAGUUGAAGCACUGGACCCGAAUCACGACCCGCAUCUAUUGUGCCUUCUUCUACAAAGCCUAUCAUCUAUUGCUCUCAACCCAUCCUAUCAUCAAGUAUUAACCGACGCCGACAUUGCCGACAUGCUGAUGCAGCUUCUACUUCCGUCAGAUGAGUGGUACUACACGAAUCAUAGUACCAAAUACGCAAAGUACGUGAAGUAUCACGCAGCUAGGAUAUUGGUGUACCUCGGACAACUCCACAGGCUAGGCGGGCGGGUCGAUCUCUUUGAUACAAAAGUUUUUCAAGACGCCGUGUCAAACAACCCUAUACUGCAAGUGAACAGUCCAGAAGACAGUUUUAUUGAGCUCAUGGCAUUGGGCCGUAUAGUCAUGUGGAACGAGAACCAGCACAUAGAAGCCGCCUCACUUGAGGGACUUAUAACACAUGUUAUAGAGGAGGUCAUUUGUGAAGAUCUUGAGGACAGAAAUGUCUCACCUAGAAUGUCCGUAUCCAGCUCAGUUCAGAGUUUUUGUUGGACAUUUAAAGGUCAUCACGAUUUUACAACCCCGGCAGUGUCGCCAACAUGUUCUGUACAGACUUUAAAUAAUGUUGGAUACAAGUCGUUUCGGGAGUUUUUGUUGAUGACCUUGCCUCUGAUUGUCCAUCCAGUAAUAACUCUGAGAUUGUUAGCUCAUAAAAUGUUUGGAAACAUGAUUCGGAGAAAAAAUGUGCGCUCACAAGACGCUAAAUUGAAACCACCGACGGAGGAAAACAUAAACGCGGAGGUGAAAUGCCCACCGCGGAGUAAUUCAGAAGGUGCCAAGUGUUUUGAACAAAGACUAAAUGCAAAGCAACAACAAAAAUUGUCAGCAUCUGCCGCAAGUGAACAAAGGGACAGGAGUAAAACUAUUGUCGUGUAUACGAAACACGUAAAUGCGUGUAGUAAUGACGCGAACGGGACCAAUUUAGCUUUACGUGCAAUAGGAGAGAGUCUAGUGACUCCGUUAGAAAUGAAUAUUCAUCCGGGACCAAGCCCCGUUACAGAACAUAGGCAAGUUUGUGCUACUCAGUCAGAGUCUUUCAAAGAUUCAAAGCCAAGACUGUUCCGAUGGCAGAGCAAGAAGCUGCUGUCAAAAUCUCAAACCAGCAUACGUUCACAAGACGACUCGUUGUUACUAAAGAAAGACACAGAGCAAGCGUCAACGCAUGACGUUGAUAUUAUAGCAUUCCAAAGAGAACUGAUCAACUUGCCAACGUUUGUGAUGGACACGCCAUUAGAUAUUUCCCCCGUGUUCUCGCGCUCAAGCUCAGUACCUGAAAACCUCGCUGGCCGGCUGAACGCCACAACCGGCUCCUUAUGCCAGCUGUCAGCGCAUAGCUCACGUAAAAGACUAAGUAAAUCGGGUUGUGGGUCCGAGCAGGCAGUAUCCUCUCUUGUACAUUCCGGGUCAGCUGUUGCUAUCACAAUGACUGACGUCAAUCAUCACGAUUCUGUGUUCUAUUUGCCGUCGGAGGAAUCUACGACGGACACUCCCGACGACAGUGUAGCUAACAUUAUAGUUCAUUUUGACCCACCUCAGUCACCCAUGCUUUCUAGCGCUAGCGGAAGCCCGCAUACAUUUGACUUUCCGCCACCGGCUUUCGGGAACAAUUUAUUACAACCGCUCAAUAAUACGAACAAUUCUUCCAUCUUGAACAACAAUAUAACUACAAAGGCGCCUGCUAGUAUGAGCGAAGAUCACCAUAACGUUUUGGCGACACUAGCCGAAAGGAACGCCGACGUAUCGGAUUCUAAAAACUCUCUAAUCAGGCCUGAUAUAUUACGAAUAAGCCCUAUAACAAGCCCAAUAAAUGAGAUGCCCAUAGCUCAUCAGGGUGUGCUUAGAGUGAUUGAAACUUGGAUUAGUGUGUGUAAAUCUGAUCUCGAAGGGACACAACUCGUGGUGCAUGAAAUGAGAGAUUUUUUGAAAAAGUUAUCAGUUCUUGGGCCGGAGUAUAAAGUGUGGUGUCAAAAGAUCCUAGGAGCUCUUCAUCUUGAGGAGAAAUUAGCAGCGGAUGAAAACAGCGAAUCACCGGAUGAUGGUUUACAUGCGCAAUACAAACAGCUUCAAGAAUUAAUUUUGUCUGGCGAAUUGCCAUGUUCAAAAGAAGAAGCCGCAACACUGGCGGGCAUCCAGCUUCACCUAGAGGAGGCGUGGCCGGAAAAUGAAAUGACCAAUCAUAAUGGACCAUAUAGAAUCGUCGACAAAAAGAUGACAGACCAAUCAAGAAAAGCUUCUAGUAAUGAAGAAAAACAAGAAAAUUUGCGGAAAAAGAAAGAGUUGAUCCGAAACAACAAAGCAAGGGGGAUCACUCUAAGCAGACGUAAAGGGAGAUUAGUCCGUCAGUUGUCAUGUAUGAGCGAUAAUGAGCCCGAGAGUCAGGUGGAGAUUGAUCUUACCAAGUAUUUGCCACCGCACUACACCACCUCGAAAAAAGUGAAACACAUGAUUGAAGAAAAGCAGAAGAAACUUUGGCAUACCCCAUUUUAUGACAGCGAAGUUCAGUUGAAGAGGUUAUACAUCAAGAUCUGUAAAAAUUUACCGGGUUAUACAUGUAAACUGUACCACGUCAAAGAAAUACUGAAGGGAAAUACCCAGAAAAAGGUCAGCAGACUUCUUGGGAUAUCUAGUGAAAGAGUCAUAUUGCUAGACAACAAAACCAAAAUUCUAGCAAAAUCACAAAACAUAUCCGACUUAGACGAAUGGCGGACCGGAAGCGGAAAGGCACAUGACGGAUUGGUUCUCGAGUUCCGUGGUACAAAAAUAUGGACGUUAUCAAUGCUAUCUCCAGACAGUCUGAAAUCUGUGACAGCUGUAUUAUGGGAUGCCUUAGACAUGCAUGGGCGGUUCUUAAAUAGCACAACGCUACGAAGAGAAAGCUUUGAAUUCGAUUUCCAGCGAAAGCAAUUGACUCUCGCACCGGAUGACGAAGGGUGCUCAAAGUAUACAAAGGAGCUAGAGGGUCUUCAGAAAAUACUGCAUUUUCCGGAAGAGGUCGCUGUUUUACUGACGGAAGUUGAAUCUCGUCUGUUUCUUAGUGUACCCCCAGCAGACUACAUACGUCAGGUGACCCUUGACCUCAGUCGGGGGUCAAGUACUACCGUGAAAGUGUCAAAGGUCGAAGAUCUCAUACAUAGGUUCAAUGAGGUGAGCACGUGGAUAACUCAACUAAUUAUAACCCAGCCUACACACGACAACAGAAAGGCUGUCUUGUCUUGUAUACUUCGUCUGCUACAUUAUUGCUGGUGCUUAGGAAAUUUCAAUUCCGCAAUGGAAAUCCUCUCUGGUCUCAAGUCGGACAAGCUGAAGCCAUUUUGGUUACUGUUGUCAGAGGAAGAUUUAUCUACCCUUCAUACACUGUCUGCCGUCAUGUUUUCCCGUGAGCCUUCAGUGGAAUACAAGGACGCUGUCAGUGCAGCGUUAGACAUCCGCGAGUGCAAUGUAGUUCCAUACUUUGGCGGAUUCCUACGCGAUAUCCGGUCAGUCGUAAUGUCGUCACCAAGCAUAGUUGUUCUACCACCGACGGACGAAGACCACUCGUUAGAGUUUAUAUCAGAUUAUCACGGAGAGGAUCGAUUUAUGACGCGGAUAGGGGUAGGAGGGUUAAUCAACAUAGAGAAGCUAAAAAAGGCCCAUGCAAUAUUGAGUGAUAUACAACUGUUCCAGUACCAUAACAACCUGGUCAUGGAACAAGACGAGCAUUCAUAUCUGCGAGCAUUAUCUUCAGAAUUGGUGGAUGAAGUGUUCUACGAAGCUGGAGACUCACACGAAAGUGACACUGAGCUUGAUUUUGAAUCUUACCAGCCAAUCAAACAGCUUUGUAGUGGCCAUGACGUCAUGAUAAUCACGCCCACUUUUGCACGACUAAGUCAUCAGUGUUUGCAGUUCAUUAACCAAGGGAGCACUCUUGUUCACUUGGAGGAGGAAAGCGGUCGCACGUGCAUGUGUUUCUUAAGGCUCGAGGCCGACAAUGCCACGUUAACGUGGAAGAAACCAAACUGGAGUGCGUUACGUGGCAACAUCUCAAGCCUUCCGGACUAUGUUCUUCGCGGUGAUUUCGAUUACAGCUCUAUACAGGCCAUGUAUACACGAUACUGUAGUGGUGAAAAUGUGUUUGAUUCAAUGGAAGAAGGAUAUCUAGAUUUAACAGUGCUGAAGGAUGUUAGUUGGGCCCAUGAGGACGAUAUAGACCUUUCAACAACAUCAAAACGCUAUGGGCUUGAAGACAUAGCUCCAGAAAAGAACUGUGUUUGUUUAACGUACGGUGGUUCAUUAGCGGAGAACAAACAUCUACAUUUCGUGGGACCAACAAACGUUGUUAAAACGUGGUAUCAGGGACUGCAGACAAUUUGUCAGGCAGUUAAAAAGUUACACAAACAGACGGACAAACGGAUACAGUGGCUAAAGAUGCAGUAUUUGCAACUGUUCUAUGAUAGUGAAAAAUGUCAGGGACCGACGCCCGCAGAGGCUAUACGGGUAUUUGGUGGGCGACGAUGGACUCCUGGCGGGCCUCAGGUCAGCAAUACCCUCACAGAAAAUACCUCAUCGUUUAAGCGUACAUCCAGCUUUGUAAUGGGCUCAAACAUUUUUAAGAAAAAACCUUCCAGUUCAUUCCAAACACCCAAAGAAACAAGCCCCAGGCCUUCUCAAACAAGAGAUAACUCUAGUACAAGUCUUAGUAGGAGAAGUAAAAGAUCUCCGAGUCCACAGUCCCGAAGCACUCGCGCCAGUAUCGGAAGUAACGUGUUAACCUGUGACACCGGAAGUGAUACAAACGUAAACGUUUCUUCUCCGAAAGAUGGCGCUGCUCGCUCACAGAGCCAUCCCUGUACGUCAAGUUAUAUAACACGAUACAGGACACGACGACGCACCAGUGUUCUAGGCAAACAUCUUGUAGGGGAGAACAAGAACAAUUCCAUUACACAUUCAACAAGGUUGUCUUUCUUUGACUUUCUGGAUCUAUUUAGAUCCUUUGCGCUUCGAAGUAGAAAGGAUUUGCGAGAUUUGUUUGAACAGUUUGCAAUAGCGAAACCAAGUGGUCUGAAACAGGGUAGACAAUACACACAUUCCGUUACAAGCGACGCUAACAUUCUCACCAGAAAUACAACAUAUGAUCUCAGCCAUUCCACGGACCCCUCCUACGUCCAGCGACGUAAGAUAUGUGACGCCAUUGCCGUAGCAAGUAUAUUUGAGAACUGUGCUGGCGUGGAUACGUCACAGAAUCGAUGUUUGAGCCUCAAGGAAUUCCGUGAGUUCCUCGAAGACUAUCAGGAAGAACAUUUGGACGAUGCAGACAUUCUUGCUCUUAUCAGGAAACAUGAGCCGGACACAGUCCUCAGAGAUAAUGGGUAUCUAUCAUUCGAGGGGUUCGCUAAAUACUUGAUGGACAAGGAAAACUACGCUUACUUGUUCGAGAAAACAAAACACAAUGACGAGGACAUGGACCACCCUCUGGCUCAUUACUACAUAGCAUCUAGUCAUAAUACCUACCUUACAUCCCAUCAGCUGAAAGGAGACUCCUCAGUAGAGUUAUAUAGUCAGAUAUUGCUGUCAGGAUGCCGGUGUGUAGAACUCGACUGCUGGGACGGUGACGAUGGUUUGCCUAUUAUAUAUCAUGGACAUACACUCACCACAAAGAUAUCAUUUAAGUUGGUUGUGGAAGCCAUAAACAGAAGCGCAUUUGUGACGUCACCGUAUCCCGUGAUCCUGUCUUUAGAAAACCAUUGUUCUAUUGCACAACAGCAAAAGAUGGCUCAUAUCUUUCGGACGGUAUUUGGAGACAAGUUGGUGACCCAGUUUCUUUUCGACUCUGAUUUCACCGAUGAUCCCGUCCUACCAUCUCCGAACCAACUCAGAUAUAAAAUUUUGAUUAAGAACAAGAAGAUAUGGGAGGAGGGCGACCAGCACGCCACAGCAAAACGGGCGUCGGCAUUCAGUCGGAAUUACAGCAUGGUGCUCACAGAAAGUGGUACAUCUCAGGAUUUUGAUUUUGAAGACGAUGACGACGAUGAGGAAGAUGAUGUUACUAUAGUAACGUCGGUCACUAAUGUGAAAGAAUCCCGCCGAUCUAUGGACAGCCAGGAGAGCCGAGCGAGCCCCGAUGGCGAUGAUAAAGACAGUUCCAUGCAUCCUUCCGGUUCUUGCGGUGACCUUGCAAGGCGAGCGUCAUCUUUGUUCAGUGAAAGGAGUCGACCCAAAAGUCAUCCGGAACUAGAUUGGCAGUUUGAUGAUGAUAUUCAGGACCCGAAAAUACAGAAAAAGCCGAAGAAAGCCAGUCAGAUUGCGAAGGAACUGUCAGAUUUGGUUGUUUACCUCCAGGCUGUAAAAUUUAGAGGUUUAAAUGUCAGCCCUAACUCCUCGAUGAAACAGCGGUAUUCCAAGCCAGGAGCGGCCAAGAAAUUGCACAGUGGAGUGUCAGGGACGCCACCAGCAUCUCUAGAUCGGGCAGAUCACAAUAUGAACAUGGGUAUAUCACUACGCCAGAAACGUCCAGACAGUACACCAUCUUGCUACCUCGUCUCCUCACUGAAUGAAAACAAAGCGAAACAACUGUGCCGACGAAAUCCAAACCUGGUUAUUAACCAUACCGAGAAGCAACUGAUGCGGAGUUAUCCCGCUGCAAUGAGGAUUGACUCCUCCAACUUUAAUCCAGUCUUGUUCUGGGCGUUCGGGAUACAGAUGAUUGCUCUCAAUUACCAAACUGAAGAUACUGCGAUUGCAAUAAAUACAGCUAUGUUUGAACAAAAUGGACAGAGUGGGUAUGUGUUGAAGCCGGCAGUGACUUGGGACAAGAGCCAUGUCAUGUACAAUCACUUCAACCCCCUAGACAAGGAGUUCGAUGGUCUUCAUACAACAGUUUUGACAUUACAUGUGAUAUCCGGGCAGUAUGUGUGUUCAAACUAUACAGCGAGCACACAGGUAGAGGUAGAAAUAAUUGGCAUUCCAGUUGAUUGUGCAAAACAUAAAACUAAAGUCAUUCCAAGAAACGCUCUCAAUCCAAUAUGGAACGAUGUCUUUACCUUUCAGGUGAUGUACUCAGAGCUUGCAUUUAUCCGCUUUGUUGUGACCGACACAAUCACCAGCCAUAUAGUAUCUCAGCGUGUUAUCCCCCUCAAAUGUUUGAGACCUGGCUACAGGCAUGUUCGGUUACGGACAGCAACCAAUCAGCCGUUAGAACUAGCUACAAUUUUCAUCUAUUCCAAACAUGAGGAGGAGCUCAUAGAGCCGUGCAGCCGGCUAGAGUACUCGCAGGACUCCACGUCUGCUAUUCUAAAGUCUGUAUUCACGCGGGUCAAGGACAUGUCAGAAACUGGGAAGGAUGGAAAAGAUCUUCACUUGGCAAAUCCCAUUGGUACCAAGCUCAAACGGCGUAUGUUCUUUAUCAGUGUAUUUGGUGUGACAGCGCCAGAUGAAUAUGUGAUCCUUAAAGUCACGCAAGACACAUCAGUCUAUGACGCAAUCGCUCAGGCCCUGGCUAAAGCAGGUAGAACUGAUGAGAAGGUAGCAGAUCACGUGCUCGUUGAAGAUGUCCAGAACAGCUGGGAGAAGAAAGAACAAGAACGGUCAAGCUGUCAACGUAUACUGAGCAUGUCCGAGAAACUUCUUCAGGCUCAGAAUAAAUGGAAAGGAGCUGGAAAAUUCGUACUGCGAAAAGUCAGCACUGAUCCUAGCAGCAGGGCAUGGGUUACAUCAAUGCUUGCCAAAGAACAGCGGAGGAAGUGUGACAGCGGUAACAGCCCGUCUGGGGAUUGGGACAAAGACGAGCACAUGUUUCUCGUGUGUGUUUACAAUGUGUCACCUGACCAACCUUACACCAUAUUCAAGGCGCCAAUAUCGAGUACAUCUCAAGAUAUAAUUACUCAGGCCAUGCGUAAAGCACAUCGCUCGGGCGAGGAGGACCCGAGGAACUUCUUCCUUCUAGAAGAGUUAGAUGUCCAGACGGACUCUGUCAGUUCCGGCAAGAAAAGAGAAAGCGGCGAGAGGGUAUUCCGGCGGAUUUUGUCAGCGGAUGAGAGCGUUUACCAAGCUCAGAAUGAAUGGAAGACGAAUGGGAGAUUCGUACUUGUGGACCGUGAUAUGGUGGAAUUCGACCAGGAUUUACCAAGUGACAAGAAGAGAAAAAGCGUCCGGGUGAAGGGACCUGUUUAUCAACAGGGUAACGUGUCCUCAACGCUUGCAAGAAAAUUUUGCUCAAAAUUGUCAAGUAAAUCUGACCAAACUGAUAGUUCCCCAGCCCCCGAAGAAUCGCCGCUCUUAGCAAGGUCACCAACAGGUUUGGCUCUUUGUUUUAGACUGAUACCAUGCGUAUAUUCAAACAGACGACCAAAUAAAUGGCGCCAUCUUGACGAAAGGCAUUAUGGGUCAGCAGCUGCACCCGAAAGUCCGCCAGCCCCUAUAAACCUUUCAUUACUGCCAAGCUAUUCCCCGUACAGUAACGGCCAUCAACCAGCCAGUCCCAGUUCAAGCAGCAGUCAUUCCGGAACAUCUAAAUGGAAACGUAUCUUAAAACUUGGGAAAAACUGAAAUGUUAAUAAAUUUGUGAAACUUGUGCGUCCAGAACGUUUACAUAUACAGAUGGAUUAUAAAGCAAGAUGAAAUCUUAAAUAUUGAGAUUAGUGAACUUUUUGUGCUGCGGAAGAAUACUAAAUCUGAUACAAAAUACAAUUAAAAUGAAUGAAAAUAAAGUGCAAGUAUGUGUUCUUGAAGAUAGUAUCUAACAAAAACAUCGCUUAUGACGAAAAUUUCAGCAAAAACAUCGUUUAUGACGAAUUUCAACAAAACAUCGUUUAUGACGAAUUUCAACAAAAACAUAGUUUAUGACGAAUGUCAAAAAGCAUCGUUUAUGACGAAUGUCAACAAAAACAUCGUUUUUGACGAAUUUCAACAAAAACAUCGUUUAUAACGAAUGUCAAUAAGAAGAGAAGAUUAGCAAAGUGGGUUACUUCCAUUUAGUUUUUAUUUCUUCAAAAUGUACAGAAAAUAUUGACUCGUAACAGAUUGACGGAAUUUGUUCGACUGAUUAUAAAACUAUGUCUUUUGAUCAUAGUAGUCCAUUUUCUCACUCUUGUUUCCAAAGAGACAAGAAAAUAAGAAAUCUGGCCUAUAUUUCAUUCAUAAAUGGAUGGACAAUUGUAGUGUUUCUUUUUUAGUAAACUAUACGACUGUCUUAUUGCGAUUUUUAUGUAAAAUAUAAUCAGUAAUUUUAUACUAGAAUGGAAAUUAUUCACGAGCUGCCAAAAUGUCUGUUCAGAAAUAGUGCUAAUGACGUAAUUUUGUAACUUAUGUUGUGCUUUUUAAGUACCACAUAAAACGAAAUCCGUUCGUUAUAGAUUGGAGUGUAGAAUGUACGGAAGAUUAGUGAUACGCCCUAUUCAGGUUACCUUUUCAUUGAAAAAUAAAGUCGUGAGUACUGCAAGAAAGAAAUGAGGUCGACAUAUUUCUAGCGGAACCUGAGGAUUUUUCUUUGAUGUUCAAAUAUUUGUUAUUUGUAUAAUACAAAGUAAGUGCAAUACACAUAAUGCAGACAUCUGUGUAAUGACGAGUGAUUGUUGGCAAAUAGCGCUUUCUUAUUUAAACAGACAAAUUUUGUUGUACUGUUCUUGUUUACAAAAAUCACAGAAAUGUUUAUAUGAACGUAAUUUUGCAAUAAUUUAAUUUCAGUUAGGUCCUAGACUACUGAUUACCUGAUGUAAUAUUAUGAUUAUCUCUAUACUGGAGUUUAAAUUAGGGUCUGAACGACUGGUUACUUGGCGUAAUGUUGCAAUAAUUAAUCUUAUGUUAGGUUUUAGACAGCUGGUUACCUGACAUAUUAUUGCAAUAACCUAGCUUACACUAGGCUCUGAACAUCUGGUUUACCGAAACAGAUAUAUACGACAUUCAUACAGAAAUCAACGAAAAGAAAGAUAAUAUGACAGUAGUUGUAAUAUGGAUUGAAUGAUGAAAUAUGGUAACAUUGACAUGUUUUGUUUUCUGUUAAACACCUGUAUGCUAGAACGGGUUGUUUAAACAUUCUAAUUGUGUUUUAAAAUAUUCUUAUGUGCAAUGUACUUUUGUACUUUUAUUAAGCUAAGAGAGAUAGAUUACACAUCUGGCUUGUUUGUCCAGGUAUCUUGUUAAGUUUAGAACCUUUGUUUAAAAGAUAAAUCAUUUGAAACGAAACACCGGGUCAGUAGUUAAUGGUUUACUAUGUACUCAUACUGAGUUUAAGAUAACCAUGUACAUUGUAUAUGUUCUUCAAAUCAAAAGAAUUGACUAUAUUCCAUAUUAUAGCCUUUUUUCUGGACUCUGAUAUGAUACAUUAUAGCCUACCACCAGGUCAUUAGUGCUUUGAUUUUUAAAUUUUAUGAAAAGGUUCUUUAACAACUGUUAAGUAAGUCGGAGUGGGACUUCGACUUGAUAAAUUGCAACUUCACAUAUUCUGUGCUGUUUUUGUGUAUAUUCCUGUUUAAUUGUGUAAUAUUUGAGAACACUGAUCUCGAAAACAAAAACAUUUUAUACUGGAUACAGAUAAAGAAUGUUUUUAAUUUUAUAAAACAUUUGUUCAUUUUUUCAUUUCCAGACAAAAGUUCAUUUCAUGAUCGUGAUGAAACAGAAGUUCGCUCAUGUUUUAUGUAAAAUAAUUAUUAAGAUUGUUGUUGUUUUUGUUGUUACAAGUCUCACUGUUGUUGUGUUAUUUUUGGUGUAUGUUAUAUUCAUGACAUAGACCUAUGAAAAAUGAAAAAAUAAAAUAAAUCUAACUCUGUU
Mercenaria mercenaria is the source of this 13717-nucleotide messenger RNA. Its product is annotated as 1-phosphatidylinositol 4,5-bisphosphate phosphodiesterase epsilon-1-like. Gene Ontology annotation, molecular function: protein binding; phosphatidylinositol-4,5-bisphosphate phospholipase C activity; guanyl-nucleotide exchange factor activity. The coding region runs from base 419 to 11497 and encodes 3692 amino acids. Gene Ontology annotation, biological process: phosphatidylinositol-mediated signaling; small GTPase-mediated signal transduction; lipid metabolic process. Lineage: Eukaryota; Metazoa; Mollusca; Bivalvia; Venerida; Veneridae. The transcript is spliced from 45 exons. The record is from RefSeq and is a predicted model, not a curated record.